AUGUUCCUUUAUCAAAGUGAGUCCGAAGAGGAAGAGUACGUGCCGGCAGUCAUGCGCCGGCCCAAGGUGGCGAACCACACCAUUCACGAGAGCUUCACGGCGGACACUCGUGACCACGAGGAUCACACAUUCUGUGGCGUCAUGUUCGACAUCCAAUGCAAGGGUCAGGAAGACGGUGCCGUACCUGUUGAGUUUAUGCUCAUCACCUGCCUGGCAGUUCGAGGGGACCUUGGACCCAUGACUGUUUGGACUACGCCUGGCUCCUACAAAAAGAAGGAGCAUGCCAAAGAGAAAUGGGAAUGUAUUUACGAAGCUGAGCAUACUCCAUCGCGCCAGAACUACGAACCACUCAACCUCGUGAGCCCCAUCCGCUUGCAGCCAGGAGAGAGUUGCGGCGUCUACGUCCACUCACAGCUUGCGGGCGAUGAUGCGCUAGUGUAUGACAAUCAGAGAGCUUCUGUCACACACGAGGAUGCUAUCUUGAAGGUGCUGCCCGGCCAGGCCCAUCUGUCAAAUCGGCCUUUCGGCAGACAUGGGAUGUGGGGCUUUCCCUGGCGAGAGCGCCGAGAAUUUGUAGGCCGGGUGUCCUACGGCGUGAACUACAUUCUAUGGAAUCCUGUGGCGGAUGUUCACCAUCGCUUUCCGCCUGCCUUCAAGGAGGCCGCCUGGCUCCUGCUGCUUUGUGCGAGGAAGCCUGAAUCGCCACUUUAUUGGCUACACGACGAAGUGCUCUACUAUAUUCUGAACAUGUGCAAGUACGACUGGUUCUCCAAUCAAGCCCGACUAUGUACGACUUCCAGGCACGAGAGGCCUCUGCGGAAGUGGCCGUGGCCUCACUAG
Symbiodinium sp. CCMP2592 is the source of this 840-nucleotide messenger RNA. NCBI's taxonomy places the organism in Eukaryota, Dinophyceae, Suessiales, Symbiodiniaceae. The record is from the annotation of a GenBank genome assembly.